UCUCGUCAAUAGCUCCGCCCCAAAUAGGAAGUCGUGCACAACCAUUGUUCAACCAUUUGUUUUGCCAGGGAAAAGGUAAACCUGGAGGAUACGAGUCGAUUUAGAUCAAGUCUAAACAUUCUCUCAACAAAGUUAAAGAUUUACUAGCAAAUGACAAUGGAGAAUGCUGCCCACCUCCAAAGUCAGCUAACCUCUCUCAUGAACGCGGUAAUGAGGGCAGCGGUCGUGGAAAUAGUCAGACUUGUAGAGGGCAGCGCUGUGGCCCUUCGCGACGAGUUGUCCAAGAGUAAACGGGAGAACGAAGCACUGAAAGCCGAGAACGAGUCGAAUAAAAAUAAGAUGCAAAAUUUGGAAGCAAAACUAGCUGCGGAGCAGCGUUCUCUUGGUUGUCAUGUAGCCGAAGCUGGUGGCGAUCAAUUUGUCCAAACAAAGGAAGAUGUUAAGGCUUGUGCAGAGAAGACCCGUGCAAGGCUACAAUCUUUGCAGCCAGCAGGCCAAUCCCAGGCUACAGCUUUCAAUAAAGGGGAAGGCCUAAAAGUUGUUGCCAUGGAGAAGGAUGGAAUACAAGUACUUCGCAUCAAGAAGGAAAUACAUGAAGGCACAGAACAUGACACACCAUGUCCAAUGACCGGUGAGCAGCCGUGUCCCAAAGUGGACAUGGUGUAUGGCAAGGAGUGGAGCCAAAGCCUGUGGCGAGAUGGAAAAGAAAUAGGAGACCGCAGUGAUGGAACAGAGGAGAAAGAAACUCCAGGACCAUCAAUGACCCAGCAUCAGAACGGAGGUUCCACUUCAGUGCAGUAAGCUGAGUCCAUCCACUCCUAUCUUCAAAGUCUUCUGUGAUCCUGAACGAGACACGUAUCCCGACUAAUGACUUAAGAGGGAAUUUCUGAAUUCUGUUCUCCUUGUCACUGACUGGUCAUGACAGAUAGACUGCAACGUUAAAGAUCCUUGUCUUUAUUUACUGGUUGGCCCACGGGACCUCCUAUAAAACUGUCUCAAGGGGGGUGGACAGUAGUCGUGUGCCACGUCAGGGUCAAGAUCCCCAGUGCACCGAACCCCCAACAAUGUCCAGGUGAACAUCCCCUCCCCACCAUCAACUUCCAAGGGGUCUGCGACCACAUGCCGCUUCAUCAAUAUCUUUGCGGAGCUGCCUAGGUCUAUGAGCGACUUGAAGGUGCUCAGGCAUAGUCCCCUGUAGAAAAGUGCCCUGUACCCUCCCCCCAGAUGCUUCCUCCUGGGCAACGGCGUGUACCCCUGUCUACAGACGCCUGUGUGCCUCAUCACACCAUAUCCAAAGUCUGAUUAGAACCCAGAGCAAGACCAGUUUAACCAGAACCACGCCAAGGCUCUCUUCCCCCAUCGAGAGGACCUUCGACAUCAUGAGAAAGUGCUGGCACAUCUUCCUCCCGCCUCUCAAGCUCCACCCAUUCUUCAUCCCGAAAGUGCUUGCAAUGUGCACUGUGCUGCAUAACAUCUGCCUCCGGACCGGGGACGUGCUGGAGCCAGUAAAGAUUGAGGAUAGAAACGAGGUGACUGAUGCUCUGAAGGAGUGGCUAGUGUCGAAUGAGACUAGCAGAAAGGCUGUGUUUGGCUUAACAGAUCUCUACAAUGAAAUGAAUGGCCUCAGUGAAUGAUGGGCGGUGGUGGAACUGUCGCUGCCAACCGUUUCGUGAAACAAUUUAGCAAAGUCACCUCUCUUAUUCUAAUGCUUGUAUACAGUACCAUGUAUAAGAUCCUCCACUUUAUUUCAAAUGAUAUCUUUUUUUAUACUGUACAUGUUUUUUUGGUGUAAUUGUGGGACUGGUAUUCUAACUAUGAACUUGUUUUUUAAUUUUUUAUUAUUGUUAUUACUGUAUGGAUAAUAAAAACAUCCCCUGUGGUCUGCAGUGUAGCCCUGCAUGUGGUAUGCAUUCAAGUCUUUGAUAAAGCCCUUUUCAUUGUGUCACCUAAAGAGACAUUUUACCUUACUGGAAAAUACAUGAAAAGUUCAUUAUGCCAGGCGUAUUUCAACCAUUAAUGCAUUGUAUACCAGUGAUGAAACGGACCAAACUAUCCUUGUAUUCUUUGGUCGUUACUGAAUGCUUUAACCUUGUGUGGUGUUCGGGUCUGUGGGACCCACUUUCAAUGUUUACUCAAAUGAAAAACCUGAGACUCA
Oncorhynchus gorbuscha (pink salmon) is the source of this 2155-nucleotide messenger RNA. RefSeq lists its product as uncharacterized. The transcript is spliced from 5 exons. NCBI's taxonomy places the organism in Eukaryota, Metazoa, Chordata, Actinopteri, Salmoniformes, Salmonidae. The record is from RefSeq and is a predicted model, not a curated record. Bases 151 to 801 code for a protein of 216 amino acids.